Molecule: messenger RNA, 4818 nt
Organism: Macrosiphum euphorbiae (potato aphid)
Lineage: Eukaryota; Metazoa; Arthropoda; Insecta; Hemiptera; Aphididae
Source: the annotation of a GenBank genome assembly
AUGUCAAUAUCUCUUUCCAGUAACAAACCACAGGAAAUUUUAAAUCCAAGUCUUAUUGAAGUGGAUAUAAUAAGACAAGAUAAUUUGGCUUAUGAAUACUUAUGUCAUUUAGAAGAAACAAAAGUAUGGCUAGAGUCGUGUUUAAAAAUCACUUUACCACCUGUAACCGAACUUGAAGAUCAUUUACGAAAUGGUGUUUUGCUAGCAAAGCUAGGAAAUUUCAUUGCUCCUUCAACUGUACCAAUAUCUUGUAUUUAUGACCGCGAUGAAAGACGUUAUAAGACUGUAGGUCUUCAGUAUCGCCAUACAGAUAACAUAAAUUAUUGGUUAAAAUCUUUAAAUAUUGUUAAUCUACCAAAGAUAUUCCAUCCCGAGACCACUGAUGUUUAUGAUAAGAAAAAUAUGCCAAAAGUUAUUUAUUGUCUUCAUGCUCUAAGCACCCAUUUAUUCAAACGAGGUCAAGCACCAUUAAUUCAAGAUUUAUAUGGAAAAGUCGAUUUUUCAGCUGAAACAAUCACUGCUACCAGAAAGGAAUUGGCAGAAAAUGGUAUAGAACUUCCUAAGUUCCAAAAAAUUGCAGGACUAUUAUCAGAAGAUACAAAGGGAGACACAUUAACAUUACAAGAAGCAAUUAUGGAAAUAAAUAAUGCCAUUUUAUCCAAGGAUAUGAAUUAUUUCACAAAAUGCCUAUGUAACAAAGCAGCAAAACUACAUUUUAUUAAUUUGGAUUAUAUAGAUAAAUAUUUAGCUGUUUUACGUAAUGUUAAAUAUUCAAAAGAAGAAUCUACUUUGAAUAAGUCAUUGAGUGAAAGUUUUGAACCAGACACAUAUGAUGACAUUUUAACUCAAAAUGAAAUACAGGGUUAUAUUUCAUCCACAAAUAUUGACCAAAAGUGGAAUGAAAUGAGUAAAGCAAAUUGUGAAGAUGAAGUUGUCAAUAUAUUAAAAUCAAAAUACUUACCUUUAACAGAUGUGCAAAAGCAAAAUGGUAAAUACUAUAAAUCAGAAUUUCAAAAUGUAUCAAAAACCGCUAAUUAUACAGUUUUGAAUACAAUUGAUAAAAAAUGUUUUCUUCAACGUGUUGUUAAUACGGGAAAUCAAUUGGCGUAUAACCACAUCAAACAGGAAUCUGCUGUAAAAAAAUUAAAUGAUACAUUAAUUAUUGAUGAUAUGGAUGGUUUUACGCGUGUUCUUAAAGAUCCUAUACUAAACUUGAAUCAUCUUAUUAAUGAAUUUGCUGUUCCUUUGUACUUUGAAGAACUGAAGAUUGAUCGAUGUGAUAUAGAUCAAAGCCUAAGUUACAAUGAUAUUGUACAGAGUUUGCAGGUUUUAAAUCUAAUAGCUGAUGUAACAAAAGCUGUUCUUUCAGAAAAUAUUGAUUCAACAUGGGAUCGACUUGCAAAAUUAAAGAAAUUUUUUCCAGAUCAAGAACUUGAUGCAGGAUUAAAAUUACAAUACUGGAGUGCCUUUGAUGCAUGUAGACGAUUUAAAAUUAUAAAUAAAGGAUGCUUUGGAAUAUUGUCAUUUAUGAAUAUUAAAGAUUGUGUGAAUAUUGUUCAUAAUCAACUUGAACAAAACAAAGAAGUUAUUAAUGUUCUACAACAACUUAACAAUGCCUUAAAAUGGAAAGAUUUUAACACAGUGAAGCAAUGUAUCACAAAUCCAGUACUGCAAUUAGAAGAAUACCCAAUUAAAGCUAAAGAUAUGCAGUAUGCAUAUGAAUUAUUACUGAAUCGUAGAAAUGACUCUGAGGACGAAGUUGAAGUAUGGAAAGAUGAUGUCGAAGAUGUCUUAAAAAGAGUAUGUGAUGAAGUUGAAAGUAUCCAUAGAAGUGCUGAAUGGCUUUUAUCUGUGAAUUUAUCAUUGGUUAAGAAUGAAAAAACUAAAUUAGCUCAAGAGUUUCUUAAACUUGUUCCAAUGAUUGAAAUCGAACAACAAGAAAUUUGUGUUUCAUUAUUACAUUUGCUCGAGUCAAAGUCAAAAUACCAAGGCCCUUGGGUUACACACCAAACACCGUAUGGUCGAUGUAUUUAUUUAAAUCUUGAAACUUUGGAUUACUCGUGGGAGAAACCAAAUUUUUUUCCUACCCCGAAGUAUUUAAAUAUGGAAGAAAUACAAACUACAAUAAUGAAUAUGAAAAAAAGUUAUCAGCAUCGAAAAGAGUCUGAAGAAAUAAAUAAGAUGAUUAUUCAACUUCAAGCUAAUAUUCGUGGGUAUCUAGUAAGACGAGAAAUAAAAAACAAGAAUAAGUUGUGUUAUAGACACGAAUUAUAUGCUAUAAAAAUACAAAAAUGGUGGCGAUGUAUUUUAUUCCGAAGACAAUGGACAGCUUUGUUAAAAAAUGUUAGGAAGCAAUUGAAACCUUUUCAACGGGUUUAUACUAGAAGUGAUUUAAAAUAUAUAAUAAAGUUACAAGCAGCUUGGCGAGGUAAAAUGGUUCGCAAACAUUUUUAUCAUUUAUUUCAUACAGCAAAUCCUCCAUAUAAGAUUGUUAAGCAUUUUGCUCGUUUACUUAAUUUUAAUUUGGAAGAUUAUCAUCGGGAAUUAGAAUUACAAAAUCUCCGCGGGCAAAUUACUCAACUUAUACGACAGAGCAACAAAAUGUCUCUUGAAGCUGAUGAGUUGGAUACGAAAAUAGGUUUACUUAUUCAAAAUAGAAUAUCAUUACAGGAUGUCAUUAAUCAUAAAAUGAAAACUAAUGAAGACAUUUAUAAAAUACAACAACCAAAUAAUAUGCAAAAUUCUAUUAGUUUAAUGUCUUUAAAUAAGAAUAGUAAACAUCUAUUGGAAUGUUAUCAGCAUUUGUUUUAUAUGCUUCAAACAAAACCAUACUAUUUAACUAAACUUAUAUUCUGUUUGCCAUAUUCAGUUCGUCACAUUUCUAAAUUUUUAGAACAAACUCUUAUGUCAGUUUUUAAUGCUGGAAGUAAUAGUCGUGAUGCUUAUUUUAUGUUAAAGCUAUUAACAUUAGCUUUAAAAGAAGAAAUUAAAAUUAAUUGUACUAAAGCAGCGGAAAUUAAAACUUCGAAUCUAUAUAUAUUAAAAGCAAUUGUGGACCAGGCAAGAUGUUUUGAUAAUCAAAAACGUUUAAAUACAAUCUUUAGAACAGUAGUUGAAAAGCUGAUACACCAUAGAAAUAAUCUAUUUAUCGACACAAAUCCAGUUACAAUUUAUAGGACUUGGCGUAAUGAAAUAGAGACCAACACAGGAGAGAUAUCAGAUCUACCUAGCUCUGUAGAUCAACAUACUGCAUUAAAAUAUGAAGAAGUUCAAAAAAGGUUAACUCAUAAUUUGGAACAGCUACAAAACAUAACCGAAAAAUUUUUAAACAAAAUUCUAGAUUCCAAACCUUUAAUACCAUAUGCCAUAUUAUACACAGCUCGGAUAUUAUGUGAAACCAUACAUGAAUUGUUUCCCGAUACUCGUGAAAGUGAGGUUUAUAAAAUAAUUGGCUACUUUGUCUAUAACUUAUACAUGAAUCCAGUUAUCAUAACACCUGAAAUUUAUGAUAUAUUUGAAACUAAAAUUGAAGAUGGAAUAAGUUAUCGUCAACGACAUAAUUUAGCUAGUGUUGCUAAAAUCCUGCAAUAUGCAUCAAAUAAAAAAGGAUACAAAGAUGAAAUCCAUUUAAAAUGUAUGAAUCCAUUUAUACUUGACUGUUACACAAAAUUAAAACUUUUCUUCAACAAUUGUACUAAUGUUGAUGAUCCAGAAGUGUAUUAUAACAUAAAUGAAUUCACAGACGUAACACUUCUUACUAAACCAACAAUAAACAUAACAUUACAGGAAAUCCAAGAAACUCAUUCUUUAUUGCUAGAUAAUAUUGAUCAAGUCGCACCUGAUCCUAAUGAUCCAAUUCAUCAAUUACUCGAUGAAUUGGGACCUUCUGCCCCAACAAUUUCACAGCUUUAUGGAUCUGAUGACGAUGAUGUUAUUGUUCAAAGACGAAUUGCUACAGUUCAAGUUUGUCUAACGUUAUCUGAUAAAUUUGAGCCUAACACAAAAACAGCUUCUGUGACUAAAUUAUUCAUUAAGACGAAGGAGUUAUUGAUUAGAGUUCUUCCAUAUUUAAGUGGACACACAUUACCAGGGUCUUUAAGAAUUGAUUCAACACUAGAUGAAGAAAGUCGAUUUUCUGACCGAGAAAACAAAAUAAGAGCUUCUGGAAAGGCUGCAGAGUUUGAAGAGGGAACAUUAAAAGAAAUUAAAGCAAAAUUAAGAAAACAUUUGAAAGUCUUAGAAGAAGAAGGCAUUGUGUCAAAAGAUGAUGGAUACCAAGGUAUAAUUACAUCAGUGGCUAAAGACAUUUGUAACCGAAAUAAAUAUCGUCAAAUACAAAUUAAGGAAUUGCAAAUGUUUAAAUCCACCAAACAGAGAUUGGAUGAAAAAAUUAAAUAUUUAGUUGAAAAAAUUAAAUCAUAUGAACAGUACAUACAAACUUGCUUGGAUAAACAUAACACCGGCCAAAAAAAACAGAAAAAAUCAUCUAAUAGAGGUACACAGCUGAAGUCUAAGAAAAGUAUUCGAUAUACAGCAGCAAAAUUACGAGAGAAGGGAGUACUAAUCGAAGUAGAAGGACUUCCAGAUGGGCAGUUUAAAAACGCUCAAUUUGAAAUCUGCCCAACUGAUGUGCAUGGUGUAUUUUUAGUCAAAGGAAAAUUUAUGGGAGUAGAAAUGGAAACUAUCAAUAUAGAUAUACAGGAUUUGUUAAAACGUCAAUUUGAAGGAGCGACAAUAAUGGAUAUUUUUGGCACAGCCAAAGUCAAUGUUAAUUUAUUAUUGUUUUUAUUAAAUAAGAAAUUUUACUGUAAACAUUAA